GAAUAACAUAAGCAAGCACUGAUGUUGUGACGUUUGGUUAGAAAGAAAGCCAAACGUCAGAAACGGCCGUGGUAACAUUUGACACUGUUAUUGGUUUCGUCAAAUGAAUGGCAAAAUACAUGUGGUGGCCCGAGUACAACACUACACUGUUGGGAAGGUUUAUUGCCGGUGACUUUGAAAGUUUCGUAUCUAUAAUGAAUUAUGACACCCAGAUACAGACUAAAAACUGUACAAGUUUCCCUAAAUGCUCAGAAUCCGUAUGAUUUCUGAUAUAUGGCCGUAAGAUUCACCGCAAAAAACGUAUGAACUACAGCUAAACAGUACGAGUUGACAGGUUCUGAUCUGUGAUUUAAGUUCAAAAGGUUUCACUAGGAAUGCAUAUGAUACAGCUUGCUGACCUGCACGUGUUUACCAUCCGCUCCAGUCAAGUCCAAAAUGUCCACUAACUCGGAGUCUAUAAAAGUAGUGGUCCGUUGUCGUCCUAUGAAUGACAAAGAAAAGGCAGCCACGUUUGAAAGUGUGGUCUCAGUUGAUGUCAAAUCACAACAAAUUAUUGUCAGGAACACAAGAGACUCGUCAGCAUGCAAAUCCUCAAAAGUGUUUACUUUUGAUUCAGUCUACGACUGGAAGUCAACGCAAAAAGAGCUGUAUGCUGAAAGCUUUAGCCCCCUUGUGGAUUCAGUUCUGCAAGGAUUUAAUGGAACUAUUUUUGCAUAUGGACAAACAGGCACAGGAAAAACUUACACCAUGGAGGGUACAAGAAACGAUCCAGAAAGGAGAGGAGUUAUCCCUAACUCUUUUGAUCACAUUUUCACUCAUAUUUCAAGAUCUCAAAAUCAGCAGUACCUGGUGCGAGCGUCCUAUCUAGAGAUUUAUCAAGAAGAGAUCAGAGAUUUACUCUCCAAGGACCAGUCACGCCAUCUUGAGCUUAGAGAAAGGCCAGACACUGGCGUUUAUGUAAAAAAUCUGUCAUCGUUUGUUACCAAAAGUAAAGAAGAGAUUGAAAACGUCAUGAACGUGGGCAAUCAGAAUCGCUCAGUGGGCGCCACAAACAUGAACGAACACAGCUCGCGUUCUCAUGCCAUCUUCGUCAUCACUGUAGAAUGCAGUGAAUUGGGAGUGGACAGGGAGAACCAUAUCCGAGUUGGCAAGCUCAAUCUGGUGGAUCUAGCUGGUAGUGAAAGGCAGACCAAGACGGGGGCUCAGGGGGAGAGGCUGAAAGAAGCUACCAAAAUCAACCUCUCACUUUCUGCUUUGGGGAACGUCAUAUCAGCUCUUGUGGAUGGCAGGAGUAGCCACAUACCCUACAGAGAUUCGAAACUGACCCGCCUUUUACAGGACUCGCUUGGGGGCAACGCCCGCACCGUCAUGGUCGCCAACAUCGGACCAGCGUCUUACAAUGUGGAAGAGACUUUAACAACACUGCAUUACUCCAACAGAGCGAAGAACAUUAAGAAUACCCCGUGCAUCAAUGAGGACCCCAAGGAUGCCCAGCUCAGGAAAUUUCAGGAGGAGAUUGCGAGACUGAAGGCACAACUGGAGAAACGUACGGGGAAGAAAAACAAGAGGAGGCAAAAGAGUAGUGCUUGUGAUUGUACCAGUGGUGAUGAUCAGGCAGCAGAGUGUGAAGAUGAGGAUGAGGAUGAGGACAACAGAGAGGAUUAUUGGAGGGAGCGGCAAGAGAUGCUGGAGAGGGAGAGGAAAGCAAUCAUGGAAGAUCACAGCCUGGUGGCUGAGGAGAAAGUUCAACUCUUGAAGGAGAAGGAGAAGAAAAUGGCUGACCUGAAAAGGGAGGAGAAGGAGGGAGAGCUGCUGACGACAAAAAUUAAGACAAUGGAGAGCAAACUUCUUGUUGGGGGGAAGAACAUUGUGGAUCAUACAAAUGAGCAGGAGAGGAUGCUGGAAUUGAAAAGACAAGAAAUUGCUGAACAGAAAUCAAGAGAGCAAGAGAUGCGACAGCAGAUGGAGUGUCGAGAUGAGGAGACUCUGGAGCUAAAGGAAACAUACAGUUCUCUACAACAGGAAGUGGACAUUAAAACCAAGAAAGUGAGAAAGUUGUUUGCCAAACUGGAGGCUGUGAAGGCAGAAAUCCACGACAUCCAGGAGGCACACAUCAGUAAACGUCAGCAGCUGGAACAGAACCAGAACAAGCUCACUCGAGAGCUUAAACUCAAGUCUCAGAUGAUUGACAAUUUCAUUCCGUUGGAGGACAAGAACAAAGUAGUGAGCAGAGCUUAUUUUGAUGAUGAGGAUGAAUACUGGAAAAUGAUGCCCAUCACACGCAUUGAGCAUGAUCCUCGGAUGAUGAGCAGACCUCAGUCUGCUUUGGGAUUCAGAAGACCUCUAAGUCACCAUGCUUGUAUGGCCAUGAUGAUCAGCCUUGACAUGAGAUACAAAGCUGAGAAUAUCCUGUUGCUAGGCAUGGAUAUGCCAGCUCGGACCACCAAAAACUAUCAGCAGCCAGUAAUCGCCCCAAAAGUGGUAGCUGCUCUAAAGGACGCCCUGAGGGAUGAGGAGGACCUCGAGGUGGAUGCAUCAGAACUCAAUGGUGGCCUUUCACCUUUAGCCAGUACAAGUGGAGGCAUUAGGAAACAAAAGUCUGGUCGACCACGCUCAAGUAAACUGUUGAACGCUCGCACUGCUUCAUGCAGCCCUCACAAUCAUUCAUCCCCAAUCUACCCGCAAACCCGUGGACUGGUUCCCAAGUGAAAGUGGAUUCUCCCAACACCUUUUUUUUCAAUGUAAUUUUUGUAGCUGAAAUAUGAGCCGGCAGGGGCUGAACUCCGGUGCACAUAAAUGUGAUGCACAUAAAAUGUGUGAUCACACUUGAGGAUUGUAUUAUCUUUUCAUGGAAUGUUCAAUUGCUUUGCUUGCAAUACCUUGUUCAAGGUUUAAUUUUUUCGAUUGUGUAAAAAUGUUUAUUAAUUUUAGAUUAGAAUUUUUCCACUGUUACACUGCAUUUCUUCUUAAUUUACCUGUGAAUUAUUUUAAUUUCAUAUUUUUUGUAUUUACAUAUACGAAAAAAAUUGGGAAUUUGUUUCUCUUCCUGUUUUAAUUUCAAACGAAUGAAAUUCAUUUGCGUGUUUUUUUUUGUUUUUUUUUACCAGACGGGGGCAGAGUUGUGUCACAGAAAAUUUCCAUUGAACCCAACCGGGAGCUAGAAUUUUUUGAAAUCUUGGCUUUUAAAUCACCAUCUUGUGUUUGUAUGUUUAUUUUCACAGAACUAUACAGUGCAUAACACACAGGUGAGAUUAAGAAUUACAAACCACAGCCAUGUAAGAGAGUAUACUAACACAACUGUGUAAUGGUUUGAGUUGUAAUCCAGACAGUAAGUACCAACUUGUCAUUUUAAUUAUUUGCUAAUAUACAAAUUGCUGUCUCAGUUAAAAGGAGACCAGAUUUAAGGAUGGCGAAAAGGAAUUUUGGGUGUUGAUCUCUGUGUUUUUUAAAAAAUGGCUUUGAGACCAUAAAUGGUGUUGUGUGUGCA
Syngnathoides biaculeatus (alligator pipefish) is the source of this 3487-nucleotide messenger RNA. RefSeq names its product kinesin-like protein KIF3B. Lineage: Eukaryota; Metazoa; Chordata; Actinopteri; Syngnathiformes; Syngnathidae. The coding region runs from base 436 to 2709 and encodes 757 amino acids. Gene Ontology annotation, molecular function: ATP binding; microtubule motor activity; microtubule binding. Gene Ontology annotation, biological process: microtubule-based movement. The record is from RefSeq and is a predicted model, not a curated record. The transcript has 10 exons.